This is a messenger RNA of Talaromyces amestolkiae, 1119 nucleotides long. RefSeq lists its product as uncharacterized. Lineage: Eukaryota; Fungi; Ascomycota; Eurotiomycetes; Eurotiales; Trichocomaceae. The coding region runs from base 1 to 1119 and encodes 372 amino acids. The transcript has 3 exons. The record is from RefSeq and is a predicted model, not a curated record.
AUGGUUGAGCUUCAGCCGAUAUUCAAAAAGGCGUAUUUGGCCUUGGUAGCUGGGGGCAUUGCAUAUGUAUCAUGGCUGUACGCUAUGACAUAUCCAAGCUUUCAAAGAGCAGAGCAUGAGGGACUUCUGAAUGAUAACUGGUCAUACGGACCAGCAGAAGACUACACCAGCACGGUAGCAUACAAGCUACUCAGCGAGAAUCCUAAUGCACGGGCUGUUGUGAGUUUCCACGGCAAUGCAGCUCAUCUAGGCUCUAUCAUCCGCCCAGACAUGUACCGAAUGGCUUUGGGUGUUUCUACUCCAGAGCACCCUCUUCACGUCUUUGCCCUUGACUACCGAGGAUACGGCAUAUCUACAGGCACUCCCACAGAAGAAGGAGUCAUCACCGACGGCGUCACACUACUCAACUUCCUCACCUCUAACCCAUUAAAAAUAUCGCCUUCACGUAUCGUGAUCACUGGACUGAGUCUCGGCACCGCAGUAACCUCCGCAGUCGCUGAACGCUUCGCUUUCGGCGCCCCUUUAACAGCCACCGUCCAACCAGCACUCAAAGACCCCGAGCCGUUCGCUGGUAUCAUUCUGGUAGCAUCUUUCAGCAACCUUCCUGGUCUGAUUGAAACAUAUAGCGUCAAAGGUCUUACACCACCGAUGCUAUCACCGCUGAACAGCUUUCCGCAAGCAAAGACAUGGAUCAAGUCUCGAAUAGUCGAUACUUGGAAAACUAAUGCCCGUCUGGCACGCCUUACAGGUAUGAAACCGAGUAAAAAUGACGAGGCUGAUGAAAGACAUGCUCAGAAGGAGGUGGACAUCACUAUUAUUCAUGCACGCAAUGAUGCUGAGAUUCCCUGGAAAGAAGGGUUCACAAAUUGGAUGUGGGCGACUACAGGAGGUGACAGCCUUGACUCCGAUCAACCUCAACAAGGCAGCAUUGUCUAUGAACGGAUUGAAGACGGUGGUAGAACGGAGACCAGAGUCUGGGAGAAAGAUGUCUCAUCGCCUAGCGGCAGCAAGAAACGAGUGAAGCGCGUGAGGUGGGAGAAAGUUGGAUAUGGAGGUCAUAAUCAAGUCGGCGCUUACUCGGUUGCGGCCCUGGCUAUUCUGCGCUCGUUUGAGGAAUAA